AUGACCCUAGAGCAGAAACCAGCUAAAGGCACAAGCCUAACAGAAGCUCUUACAGUGGAUCGACAUGCUAGCUCAGCAAAAUUUCUAAGCGCCCAACCGCGCAGUCCGGCUGGCCGAGGAACGAAUGUUCCGCUCGGCCAAACCGUAUCCGUCCGACUGAAGUCUCGGCCAAAGUCCAAAACCACUCGGCCGAUCACGCAUCACGACCCGGGAAACUCAAGCCCGCGGUCGGCCAAGCAAACGCCACGCCACGCCGCGCACGACCAAAGCGCGCGAGCCGGGAAACGCCUCGCGGCCGCGCAACUCUCCGCGUACCACGGCCGAUGCAUCCGUCCGACCGGGGAAGAACGCCCACGUCCGGCCGAGAAUUUCAUCGGCCAAAUCUCAAUCCGCUCGACCAAGCCGACCGACCGUGAAUCAUCCGGCCCCGACCGUUCCGACUCGGCCACAACCCGAUUGUCCGGCCGAUCGUCCCGCACGACCGUCCCAACGCCGCGGUCGACCCGAAGCCCUUUUUGA
Microthlaspi erraticum is the source of this 519-nucleotide messenger RNA. The record is from the annotation of a GenBank genome assembly. Lineage: Eukaryota; Viridiplantae; Streptophyta; Magnoliopsida; Brassicales; Brassicaceae.